This is a messenger RNA of Tetranychus urticae (two-spotted spider mite), 961 nucleotides long. The record is from RefSeq and is a predicted model, not a curated record. Lineage: Eukaryota; Metazoa; Arthropoda; Arachnida; Trombidiformes; Tetranychidae.
UUGUAUGUCAAUUCAUACUUGGCGAUUUGCAUCUAUUUCAUUUUCAAGCGAAAGUUAUUCUACGAAUUCAUCAACUAUUUCGACAGAGAGAUUGGUACUUACAUGUCAAACGAUUCCAUCCGUAAAUUUAUUGGCAAAAAUCGAUUACUUUUUUCAAUCGGUUAUCCAUUCGUAUUCACUCUUCAUAUCGCUUAUAGCGUUAAUGACAUUAUUCAAGUCUAUCAGCAAUCACAAUCAUAUUAUGGACUUGCGAUGAGAUUAAUCUGGAAUCUUUUUCGAUCAAUAAUCUACCUGAAUCGCUACUUAAUCAUUCAAUUCAUCAUUGAAUGCUGUCUGCAUACUCAAAUCUGCUUCAAAAUGGUAGAAGAUCAAAUUGAAUCGAUAAAAAUUUCCGAUUCCUCAUUGGACUUUGAAGAGAUGCAAAGGAUUCGCCGAUUGUAUGAUGUUGCUAUUGGAAAGACGAGGAAACUCGACUCAUUUUUAUUCUGGGUCUUACCUGUUUACUAUUUUAUUUGCAUCGGAUCAUUUCAGUUGAAUUUGAUAUUCAUCAUUUAUGAAUACCAACCCUUGCAUCUCAUGUUGAUGGUUAGAGAAAUGGUUUCAUUGAUUCUUGUUACCUUUCACAUCGCUAACAUAAACCGACUUGCAAAUGAAGCCUUUAACCAGGUUUAUUCCCUCUCAUAUAAGGUAGAGUCUGUUGAGAUGCAAAAUGAGAUGCGAUUUUUCUUCACUCGAAUCAAAAGAGGCGACGUCGGUUUAACCAUUUUAAAGAUCGUUCUCAUUACACCUGGUUUUGUCACUUCAUUUGGCACGUUAUUACUGACCAUUGCUCUGGCAAUUCCUACCAAUUUCAAGAAAUCGUAAACAAAGUAUAACUUCUUUGAGAAGUUAUCCAAAUAUUCAUAUGAGAACAUAUACUUACAUGUAAUGUCACUACAACUUAGGCUUAGUUUAGGCUUGA